UCAUUGAAAAGUUAUCGUACAGUUCGGACGUCACUUUUGUUUCGACGCAAAACAAACGACAAAAAAAACUUUGAUUGCAAAUAGUGAAAAAAUUUAUUUUUCAUUGUGAACAAAAAGCAAAAUGGCUCGUACUAAGCAAACAGCUCGUAAAUCAACUGGAGGCAAGGCUCCACGCAAACAAUUGGCCACUAAGGCGGCACGCAAGUCUGCCCCCUCCACUGGCGGUGUGAAGAAACCUCAUCGCUAUCGCCCUGGUACCGUGGCACUGAGAGAAAUUCGUCGCUACCAAAAGUCUACUGAAUUGCUUAUCCGCAAGCUGCCGUUCCAGCGUUUGGUGCGUGAAAUCGCUCAGGAUUUCAAGACCGAUUUGCGUUUCCAGUCUGCCGCCAUUGGCGCAUUGCAGGAAGCAUCUGAGGCCUAUUUGGUGGGUCUUUUCGAGGAUACAAAUUUGUGCGCCAUCCAUGCUAAGCGUGUCACCAUCAUGCCCAAGGAUAUUCAGUUGGCCAGACGUAUCCGUGGUGAACGCGCCUAAACAACGUCGUGUCCGCCAUCUUUAAUUAGCAAAGCAGCAGACAGCCCAACAACAACAGCGGCAGCGACAAC
This is a messenger RNA of Drosophila sulfurigaster albostrigata, 603 nucleotides long. Its product is annotated as histone H3.3A. Gene Ontology annotation, cellular component: nucleosome. Gene Ontology annotation, molecular function: protein heterodimerization activity; structural constituent of chromatin; DNA binding. The transcript is spliced from 2 exons. Lineage: Eukaryota; Metazoa; Arthropoda; Insecta; Diptera; Drosophilidae. The coding region runs from base 122 to 532 and encodes 136 amino acids. The record is from RefSeq and is a predicted model, not a curated record.